Molecule: messenger RNA, 2303 nt
Organism: Anneissia japonica
Lineage: Eukaryota; Metazoa; Echinodermata; Crinoidea; Comatulida; Comatulidae
Product: thiamin pyrophosphokinase 1-like
Exons: 6
Coding region: 162-926 (254 amino acids)
Biological process (GO): thiamine metabolic process; thiamine diphosphate biosynthetic process
Molecular function (GO): thiamine diphosphokinase activity; ATP binding; thiamine binding
Source: RefSeq, a predicted model, not a curated record
UAUGAAUAACCACAUGUUCGUGUACGCCUUUAGUUAUUAUGAUAUUAUAAAAUUCAUAAUGUUGCUAUUUUUUACCAUGCAUAUCAUUAUCAAGUAGGACAAGUGUGUAUAUGUGUCUUACUGUGAUAUUUCUAUCACAGUAAGACUGUUUUUACCCUAAAAUGAGUUCCAGUCUAAUACAUGCAGCAAAGACAUUGAGGCCUCUGAAUUGUUUAGAAGUCGCAGGAUUCGGAAGAUAUGCUCUAAUUUUUCUCAACCAACCCACGAAGGUCGAUAUUCUUAAAAGACUUUGGAAGAAAGCUGUUUUCAGAGCUUCUGUUGAUGGUGCUACAAAUCAAAUUUUUCUGGAUGCAGAAAUUCAAAAUUUGGUUCCAGAUUUGGUAUCUGGUGACUUUGACUCAAUUUCCACUGAUGUUCUACAGCAUUGCAGAGAUAUUGGAUGUAAAGUUGUAACAACUGAAGACCAGAAUGAAACAGAUUUCACCAAAUGCUUACGUCUUGUAUCACAGCAACUUCAGGAAUGCAAUAAUAAUAAGGUUGACUACAUAGUAGCAUUGGGUGGGCUUGGAGGCCGCCUAGAUCACACCUUGGCUAGUGUGAAUACGCUCUACAAAGCAGCAAAACUCAGCUCAGCACAAGUAUACCUCAUUGGAGAGGAAUCUCUUGCCUUGCUUCUUACUCCGGGUAAGUACAUAAUUGAAGCAAACACUGGAUUUGAGGCUGAUUGGUGUGGUUUAGUCCCUGUGGGCCAACCCUGUCUGAAUGUUACUACAACUGGUCUGAAGUGGAACCUGACUAAUCAGAAACUAGAAUUUGGCAGUUUGAUCAGCACAUCUAAUACAUACGCUGAUGAUCAAAGGAUUGUGACUGUUGAAACUGACCAGCCAUUGUUAUGGACAAUGGGGAUAAAGAUGACUUUACUGUAGUUUUUGAAGUGAUAACGCAAAAAAAUUGGCAAGCGUCCAAAUCAAGGGAUCACCUAGUGGUUCCUGUGAAAUGCCUUACUGACCAAGAUAUUUUAGCAUAUUAUUUUAAGAUAGUAAAAAUAGUGCUUUUAGACCACAAUAUUAAUGAAAUACAUUGUUGGUAGUCUAACAGUAGGUUGAAUGUUUAUCCAAAGCGUAAAAUUGCCACCUUAACCCUCACUGUAUCUGUGUAAUUUCAGUCUGGGAACAAUACAGAGGCAUAUCAAUGGGCCCCUAAAAAAUGGUUCUCGCCACUGAAAUUCACUGUUAAAAAAUUGCACUUGUUAAAUAACGAUUUUAAAUCAAGACACAGUAUGGCAAUUUAUACACACACAGGCAGUGUCUGCGAAAAAGAAAAUUUAGUCAAAAAGUAACCAACCAAUAACAUCACUUUCAAGUUAGACCCCUCAUAUUUUGAUCAUGCUCCUCUACCAGCCUUCCUCCAUGUUAAUACCUCUAAAUAUGCCACUGAAACAUUAAACAUUUUAUUUAGGGUUUUAAAGUUGACGAAGCUUAGAGUUUUCAUGACUGCAAUUUUAUGUACUCGUUCAGAAUACAGGGGCACAAUUUGUUUGCUAUUGUAUCUACCAUUUGGAUUAGCAUAGUCUCAGGUUGACUGGUAUUUAUGUUUUUAGUAUCAUUACUGAUCAAGUAAUACUAGAAUCUAGCCUUGAUUGUAUUAUGUAUGCAUUUUUUUUGUAUCACAAAGUAUUAAUAAUAAUAAAUGCUGUAUUUAUAUAAAAAUUUAGUUUAGUGUGAAUUGCAUUAACCCUCAAAUUUCAAAGUUUCAAGCAUUAAUAAAAAAAAAAGAAAAACACUAAAAUGUGAUGAGGCCAAAAAAGCAUGGAUAUUUGAGUAUUAGGGUUCUUGCCAACAUCACUCAUUCCAGGUACUAUAUUAUGUUAUGUAAAUAGACAGAGAUAAAAUUGCUGUAAGUUUUUUUAAUUGGAGCCUUGGGAACUUGGAUUUUUAAAAAAAGAAGCUUCGAUUGAGUUUGGGCAACAGAAAUUUUUUUUUUUUUGGGCUCAUGGAGUUUACUUGUAACAAUAUUUUGACACCACAACAACUUGGGUCUUUUAUCCUUUAUUAACACUCAAAAUAUUUUACUUUGCUUAAGCUGGGCACAUGUUAAAGCCUUGUCUAGACUAUCAAACUGCAUAUGACAUGCCUAAAUAAAGUAUGACUAUAUAUGGGCAUACAACAGUUUUUGUCAAAGAAAAUUUGAUAGUAUGGACAGCACUUAACACAUUUUUGUCAGAAUCAAUGAAUGACUUGAUCAAAUAGAGUAUCAUCAAGCAUACAACAGAAAAAAUGACUAUUAAUAAGACAUGCCUAAAU